AUGGCACAGGAUACAAUGACCUUGACUGACCGCUGGUCCUACGUGAUGGGAUGGGUUUCGUACGCGCUACCUGUUUUCACUCAAAUCUAUGAAAAUUAUGCUUUGAAAUCUACAGAUGGACUGUCGAUUUGGUUCAUUUUAAUCUGGCUUGGUGGUGACGCAUUCAACUUUUUUGGGGGGGUCUUGCAAGGCGUGCUAUGGACGAUGGUCAACCUCGCCGCGUACUAUUGCUUUUGCGAUCUUAUUUUGCUUUGGCAGUGGUGGUACUACGGAACAUAUUACCGCGCAGGCCUACCGAUCCAGGGGCGCGGUGGGGAGACGCAUUCUAACGAAGCUACAGAAGGCACAUCGCUUUUACGUAAUAGAAACGGCGCUGUUUACGGCGUAUGUGCGAAUGUUAAACGGCUCUGUGAUACCAUGAUGCGCUAUUUUGACCGUUUGACGCCUGUACAAUUUGCAGCAUGUAAAUAUGGGUCGAAUGUUGGAUUUGUCGUGGUGACUGGCAUCAUUGCGUGGUGCUCUGCAGAUGGCAGUGUUGAUUCAUCGCCUAGACCGCCGUCUGCGAUUCAUGAAAAAUACCCGAAGAUGCGUUGGGAUGCACAAUUGCUCGGCUGGCUCAGUGCAACACUGUACAUUGCCUCUCGUAUUCCCCAGAUAUUCAAAAACAGGCACACAAAGUGCGCGGGGCUCUCGCUUGCCCUCUUUGUGUUUGCAGUGGGGGGAAACGUGACGUAUGUCAUUUCUAUCAUCCUUCGCGAUCGCUCCCCAGGCUAUCUACUUGAAAAUGCCAGCUGGCUAAUGGGAAGUAUCGGGACUGUUUUUCUUGAUUUUAUUGUGCUGUGGCAGUUUAUCUCGCAAGCGAGCAAGGGCAAUCGUGACCGCUACGUGGAGAAACUUGCGUGGGAUUAUCCGCUUGCCUUUGCUGAUCAGCUCGAGGCGGUGAUCGACACAAAUUCAGACGAGGAACGGUCUGAUGACGAAGUCUACGGUGAGCCAUCGAGCGAUGAGGAGGAUUGUUCGUACCGAAUCGGUACCGCACACACACACAAUGAUGACGAUAAACCACUAGGCAAGCGUGUGCUUUUGCCACAGGCUGCACACGAACGGAUCAUCCAGAAAGAACGCGAGGCACAAAAUGAAAAGACACUGCUGAUACUCGAGGGGAAGAUUUCGCGCAGUCGUUCUCUAGCCCCUGGGCGUGUGCGCCGAGAAGGAUCGCAUAAAUUGCCAACAAGGCGGGACGCAGGCGGUGCGCACCAACUGAGCCGCAGCAGCUCUGACUACCAGCCGCUGCGCAGAAAUAACACAAUGACCACGACCCGAACGCGAGACCAUACAACUCGCAUGAAUCAUACGCCCGAUACACGGCUUAACAAGGAGCUUGGGCGUGUACAUCUGCAACAGCCGCCACAGUAUGGUACCGUGACCCACCGCGUGUUUGUUCUUUCGCAGCAGCGGUACGCGAUCGUGCAUGUGCGCGAAAAUGCGAACGCCCACGCUUUGUUGCAGCAAACGGUUUUUCAAAUGGGACUCGCGCCAUGCACCGAUGCGCACCAGGACUGGGCAGUGUGGGACGUGUUGACCAAUAUAGGCAUCGAGCGCCCUCUGCGUGAAUACGAGCGUGUUCACGAAGUUGUUGCAGAGCGUGGAACUGAUGUAGGCCAUUUCCUCAUCAAGCCGACCGACUCGCCCACAUUGGUACACGCCGAUACGCUUCCCACCUAUUCUUCCAUGCUUGGAGGCUGGGUCUCGAUUCAGACAGACCCUAAAAAGUGGUCCAAGCGAUGGCUCGAGCUGCGCGAGCACCAUUUGUUCAUCGCAACCUCAGAGAACGGGAAGCACGAGGAGCCGCUUGCUUCCAUGUUUGAAACAGAGUUUUACUUUAUGGAUCCUGUAAGGCAGCAGGCUAUCAAACCGUAUGGCUUUGCACUGCGAAAGACAUCUGUUGCACCCGACACGGCGGACCGAACAAUUGCAUACGUCACACAGCCCAGUCUUGCUGCACAUCGCGAUUGGGCCAAGGCGAUAUUUGGCGCUCGCACCUAUGUCAUACGACAAGAACGGCCGCAGCUCCUCGCACACGUCCUCCAACAAGGACAAGUAACCAAGUCGCUCGAUACCCCGUGCGAGUUGAAGAGUGCAACAGCGCAGCCAGCCUUGCAUGCGCCGACAAACCCUGUCGGCGUCCAGCUUCUUGAGCGCAGUCUGCACCGCCAAAUAUUUUGCACGACCAACACGCAUAGCGUUGAUCCCAUGGCCCUCGAUAUUUGCCUGGAUCAUUUAGACAAGCAUGCAUUGCACGCGUCGAAAGCGUCGAAACUAACGCCCACGACCUUUACGCUACCGCCGCUACAAGGCAAAGAUAUAAGCGAGCAUUUUUGGACUAUAGGGCGGCGUGCUGCGCAGCCGUGGAUGGGAUUUGCCACCCAAUUUGCCAACGACGCCAUUCUGCCGCCGCCGCAGCCGCACAGCGCAGACGCAGAUUCAAGCGUGGGGUGGUCGCCCGAAGCGUGGCGCACGUUGGAUCUUGCACUUCGUGCAGGCGUGCCUUUGCGCCCCACGUCCUUUUCUACCGAGCCAGGCUGGACAAAGUACGCGUUUCUCCGCACAGAAGACGGCGAAUUGGCGGGCUUGGACACGCCGCAACGUGUGGCAUACCCCGAUGUGGAAGACUCUGCAUUGGUGUUUGACGUGGAAGUACUUGUUACCGAGAGUCCUUAUCCCGUGAUGGCGACAGCGGUGAGCAACAAUGCGUGGUACAGCUGGGUGAGCCCGUACCUUGCGGAAAAAGGCGCUCGGCACACGAGCCCCGCUCAUCUGAUCCCGCUGGGCCCCGAGCACGACGCACCGCCGCGGCUUGUUAUUUGUCACAAUGCAGGGUAUGACCGCGCGACGGUGCUCGAUGAGUAUUGCUUGAAAAGCUCCAACAUACGAUGGCUUGAUACAAUGAGCCUGCACGUUGCCACAAGCGGCAUUUCUUCCCCGCAGCGCGCUGCAUGGAUUGUCCAUGCACGCUCGCGCUCUGAAAAGCGCUCCAAUGAGUCUCUGGCUACGAAGCACAUGGAAGACGAUAUGCGCGCGGAUAUUGGCGGUCUGUUCAGAGAAGGCGAAUUUGACCCCGAAGCACUUGCGCGCCUGAAUAUACAGCACAUGGAAGGCUGGUCAGAUGCGCUUAAAGAGCGUAUGCGCGAGCACUAUGCGUUGCUCCAUACCUCGUUCGAGAUGCCUGGCCUGAACGAAGGUGACGCGCUGUCCACGAACGAAGAUGGCAGCGUAUUGUGGCAAGACAUCACCGCGCAAAACUCACUUGCGGACGUCGCCGCGCUGCAUUGCGGUAUCCAUUUGAACAAAGAUGCGCGGAACUACUUUAUCGACGGCACGUCGAAAAGAGAGAUCCGUGCGCGCUGCGAAGAGCUACUUGCAUACUGCGCAACCGACGUGGAGACGACGUUUGCUGUGUUUAAAAAGGUGUGGCCUGCAUUUGUGCGCAACUGUCCCCAUCCUGCAACGACGGCUGGUGUGCUGGGCCUGGGAAGCACGUUUCUUCCUGUGGACAGCGCAUGGAUUCGAUACAAGCAGCAGGCCAAUGCAAAAUUUGACGAGAUGAAUGCCAACAUUGUGUCGACGUUGAAGCACCUCGCACACACGCUCAAAGACGCGGGUAUCGCGGCUAUUAAUGCGAUGCACGCUGGAUCGCAAGCACCGCAUUGGUGGGAAGAGGAUCCGUGGUAUGCACAGCUUGAUUGGAGCCCCAAGAAACCUAAGCGCGGCUCGGCGGAUGAAAAUUUGAAACCGGCGUGGUGGCGCAAUAAGGUGGCACAAAAUAGCAAAGCGCUUGGCUCACGCCACGCCAUCGUUCCGCUGCUGCUGCGCCUGCGCCUGGACGGCAACCCACUGGUGCCAAAUAAGAGACAAUGGGUCGCACAAACGGCCGAGGGCGAUGUGGUACUCGACGCUGCGCCACUUUCCCAAGCAUUCCUGAGCAAAGCAGCGGGCUUGACAAGUGGUGCAGGCUCGGACGGUGCCAAGGCGCUUGAAGCGCUUGCAGAAGGCGACAAGGACAAUGCGGACCGCCUUCUUCGCGAGAUUGCCGACGCAUUGUCGGCGAUGGAUCGUGAUACGGCAGCCAACGACCCGCAGCUUUCCUUGCUCGACUGGACUAUGGUGCCUUAUACACCGCCAGAAAUGCAAGGACCCGCGCCGUGGUGGCCGAAAUGGUACUGGGAUAUCUAUUCGGCCAAAGACAAAAAUUUGGAGCUCACUAUCCGCACCAAGACUGCGCCAAUUUUGCUCAAACUAGCGUGGGACGGUCACCCCAUCUUUCGGUCGCGACAGCACGGGUGGAUGUACCGCACGCAGUCGCGCUCUUUGGACAAGGCCGAAGGCAAGACGCCUUUAACGCUGGAUCCAGCGCUGGACCCAUUCGCGAUAAGCGCCGACACUGCCUUUUACAAGCUUCCCCACGCAAACGGCGACGGAAGCAAUGUGGGAAACCCCUUUAGCAAGAGUUUUCUGCCCUACUUUGAAAGCGGCAAGCUCGCCAGUAUGCACAGCGAGACGGGCGAGCAGGCCGCGAAGCGUGCAGUGGAAAUGAACGCGAUGUGCAGCUACUGGAUCAGCGUGCGCGAUCGUGUUGAGAAGCAGCUGGUCGUCUGGGACGGCGAGGCGGGUACGGACAUGGGCAUGCCGCACGACGCACAGCGCGGCCUAAUUCUUCCGCAGGUAAUCCCUAUGGGCACUGUAACGCGGCGUGCGAUUGAAAAGACAUGGCUCACCGCCUCCAACGCGAAAAAAAAUCGGAUUGGAUCCGAGCUGAAAUCCAUGGUCCGUGCACCACCUGGCUGGAGCAUUGUCGGCGCAGAUGUUGAUAGUGAAGAGCUGUGGAUUUGCAGCGUGAUGGGCGACGCGCAGUUUGGACUCCAUGGUGCGACGGCCAUUGGCUGGAUGACGCUCGAAGGCUCCAAGACGCUCGGCACCGACCUACACAGCAAAACAGCGAGCAUCCUCGGCACGAGCCGCGACCAGGCCAAAGUAUUUAAUUACAGCCGUAUUUACGGUGCUGGUAUCCGGCACGCAACGCAGCUGUUGCUCAAAGCGAGUCCAAGCAUGCCGCUCGAGGAGGCAACUCGGCGUGCCAAGCAGCUGUACGCUGCGACAAAGGGCAAAAGCAGCCAGAAUGGCGGCAUGUUUGGGCGCAAAUUUUGGUUCGGCGGGUCGGAAAGCCACGUAUUCAACAAGCUCGAAGAGAUUGCCACUAGCGACAACCCACGCACGCCUGCACUCGACUGCGGCAUUACCUCAGCCCUUUCGAAAAAGUACUUGCCGCGCGCAUCGGACGGCGGCGUUCGACAGGACUACAUGCCGAGUCGCAUCAAUUGGGUCGUGCAGUCGAGCGGCGUCGAUUACUUGCACCUGCUCAUCACUGCAAUGGACCAUUUGUGUGCGACAUACGACAUCGACGCGCGUUUCAUGCUCAGUGUCCACGACGAGGUGCGCUACAUGGCCAAGGACCACGACAGGUAUCGCGCAGGCAUGGCGCUCCAAAUCGCCAACCUCUGGACACGUGCCAUGUUUGUGUCGAGGCUCGGCAUGGACGAGCUGCCCGAAAGCUGCGCUUUUUUUGCCGCUGUCGAUAUCGACCGUGUGCUGCGCAAAGAAGUCGACGAUCCGUGCGUCACCCCGUCGCAGCCCGAUCCGAUACCCGAGGGGGAGUCGCUCGGCAUUGCAGACAUACUGGCCAAGACGUGCAACGGAUCACUGCACAAGGAUGGGCGCCCCAUGGAAAAUGAUGGGUACGUUUUACAUGAUGGGGGUUUGCCGACCUAUACACCCACGAUCCAAAAGCAUCGCUGCACAGGCAACGCUGGGCUCUUGUUCCUCCAGGCACAGUCGGCACAGGAUAUUCAAGAAGUGCGCGCGCUGGAUCGCCGCGCACGACGCAGCGCAUCCACGCGCCAGACGCGCGCGUACACAACGCAGGCACCGCAAAACAAGCGCGUGUUCAUUGCGAUGGAAUCCAUGCUGCCACCGCGCCCUAUCCACUACCGCCGCCCAUUUUUUGCACGCGUUGCCUAUCGCCGCCAUGUGCUGCAUUUGUAUGCGCGCAUACUGCGUGCACUGCGCCGUAUUCCGUCGCACGCAAAAGCGCAGCUGUCUCCUCUUGUGCGCGCGCGCAUGCGUGCGAAGAAGCGCUACACGAGCGCGGCGCAGUGCUUGGACGCGUGCGCAGAAGGCGAGAGCCUCGCCAACACGUUUGAACACGGCACCGAUGCAUCGCUGGAUAACCUUGCAGUAACGCUGGCCGUGCGCGCGCGCGCGCCCAAGCCCUCUCUUCCUACACGCAAGAUCCACGUGUCCGGCGCGCUCUUAGCGCCGACGCUAUUCAAUGCGCCGAUGCUGCGGUACAAGCCGGACCAACCACUUUCCAUGACCAUGAUGAUCCGUGAUCGGCGCCGCCGCCGCGAGAAGCGAAUGCAGCGCAUGGCAGUGGCACAUGAGACGCAGCACAUGAUCGAGGAGGAAGCGGCGCACCUCGGCACACUUGUGCCUGUGCUUGCAGAUGUCGAUGGCUGGAGCAAGCCUGUGCAGGCGCAUAAACAGGCCAUGCACGAGCAAUUCCAGUCAGAGUACCGCCGCGCUGCCAUGGUCUUUCGCCCUGCGAUGCUCGCACGCGCAAAACAGGCACGUCGUGCUAAGCACGCAUACCGCACCAAAAAGAAAUAG
Malassezia vespertilionis is the source of this 6723-nucleotide messenger RNA. It is a transcript of the gene MIP1, whose product is annotated as DNA-directed DNA polymerase. Bases 1 to 6723 code for a protein of 2240 amino acids. Gene Ontology annotation, molecular function: DNA binding; DNA-directed DNA polymerase activity; 3'-5' exonuclease activity. The record is from RefSeq and is a predicted model, not a curated record. The transcript is spliced from 6 exons. Gene Ontology annotation, biological process: mitochondrial DNA replication. Gene Ontology annotation, cellular component: mitochondrion; gamma DNA polymerase complex. Lineage: Eukaryota; Fungi; Basidiomycota; Malasseziomycetes; Malasseziales; Malasseziaceae.